AUGCUGGCAGUGUUUGAUAAGACUGUGGCCAAAAGCCCUGAGGCUCUGCAGAGCCCACAUAUUGCAGAAUCGGCGUUUGCACUCAAAGAUGGAUCCUUGGCUAGCCAUUUCUCGUCCCUGAACCCUGGCUCUGUCAUUAUUAAUCUCGGUUCAUGUGGGUUCGUGUCAUACUCUUCUGAUAAGCAAAACCCUCUUCUUCCAAGACUGUUCGCUGUUGUGGACGAUAUAUUCUGCGUGUUCAAAGGCCACAUUGAGAAUGUUAUGCAUCUCAAGCAGCAGUAUGGAUUAAACAAGACAGCAAAUGAAGUGAUCAUUGUUAUUGAGGCUUACAGGACUUUAAGGGACAGAGGUCCUUAUCCCGCAGAUCAAGUUGUAAGAGAUAUUCAAGGGAAGUUUGCAUUCAUUCUCUAUGACAGCUCAUCAAAAGCCACAUUUGUUGCAGCUGAUGCUGAUGGGAGUGUACCAUUUUUCUGGGGAACUGAUUCUGAAGGUCAUCUCGUGCUCUCUGAUGAUGGAGAAGUUGUGAAGCAAGGCUGCGGAAAAUCUUUUGCUCCAUUCCCCAAGGGAUGCUUCUUCACUUCUUCUGGAGGUCUACGGAGUUAUGAACAUCCCAUUAACGAGUUGAAGGCAGUCCCGAGAGUGGACAGUUCGGGCGAAGUGUGUGGUGCAACCUUUAAGGUGGACUCAGAGUCGAAAAAGGGAAAAACUGGCAUGCCUAGAGUCGGAAGUGAUGCAAACUGGUCUCAACAUAUAUGA
Molecule: messenger RNA, 756 nt
Organism: Fraxinus pennsylvanica
Lineage: Eukaryota; Viridiplantae; Streptophyta; Magnoliopsida; Lamiales; Oleaceae
Source: the annotation of a GenBank genome assembly